UCGCCGCUCGCGCCGCUGCUGCCACGCGGCUUCUGCUGCUGCGAGGUCCUGCGCGCCACACCACACGCCACUCCCGCGCCGGCGCUCCGACAAACACGACGCUUUCAGUUCCAAGCGCGAACACACGCAAUCCGAAAUCAGUUAAACGAUAAGCUAUGUAACCGCCGCAUCCGACCAAUAUAAUCUCUAUCACUUUCCAUUUCGAACAACUAUACUCGCAAAGAAUGUAAAAUAAAAAAACAGCUCAACCAGCGUUUUCUGUUUCUAAAAUUUCGAGUGUCCGAUUCUUUCUCCUUCGAUAUUCAGCUGACCCUUUAACUCUUCUGAAUAUUUGUCGGAUUAAUAUCGUGUUAUCUGUUACGUGAAAUCAAGCCGGUGAUUGAAGUGCUAGUAAAGCAGCAACAUGUCAGGAGGUCAGGAGUGCGAUAGCAGCGUCGAAAGCGCAGCGGGCGGCUGGGGGCGGUGGCAGGCGCAGCUGGCGCUGAUGCUGGCGCUACCGGUGAUGCUAACAGGUCUUUACGGCACCAACUACGUGUUCCUCGCCGCGCAUACGCCACACAGAUGCCACGUACCGGAGUGCGAGGGCAACAUAAGCCACGGGGCGCCGCCCCCGCCCCCCGAGCAGUGGCAACCCGACUGGGCAGCGUGGGCGCUACCGGUCGCCAGCGCUGCCGACGCUGCCUGCCGCCGCCACAGCCCGCGCGCACUCGUCGCGGCCGACGCCGACACCGCCUGCCAUCCGCACUCCUUCGACAAUACCACGAGACAGGAAUGUGACAACUAUGUUUACCAGUUUCACGUUAGCAUCGUUCCCGAGUUCGACCUGGCGUGUCAGGAGUGGAAGCGGUCUCUGGUGGGCACAGUGCACAACGUAGGCAUGCUUAUCUCGCUACCCAUCAUGGGCUACGUGUCGGACAGGUACGGUCGUCGCGCGGCGUUGAUCACGAGUGGCGUUGGCGCCGGUGUGCUGGGUCUCUGCAAGUCCUUCGUCGCUUCGUACCACGCGUACUUAUUCGCUGAAUUCAUCGAGACCGUGCUCGGAGCCAGCGUGUACCCUUCUGCCUUCGUGCUGAUGAUCGAAUGGCUAGGUGUGGAGCAGCGAAUUUUGGCGAGCCUAGUCCUGGGCAUCCCGCUGGCGGGCGGCGCGGCGCUUCUAGCGCUGCUCGACUACAUGGCGGGCUACUGGCGUGUGUGGGCUCGCAUCGCGUAUCCGCCGUCCUUCUUGUUACUGGCGUACCCGUGGUUGUUACCUGAGAGCGUGCGCUGGCUGGUGACGCGUGGGCGCCUGCGCGAGGCGACGGCAGCGGUACGGCGCGCCGCGCGGGUCAAUAAGCGGCACGUUCCCGAAGCCGCACUGCAGAAGAUGCUCACCGCAGACGCUGAUCCGCUUGCCGAGAAGGCCGAAGUGGCCGUGCAGAUCGAGGAUGAGAGUCUCUUCCGAGCAUUUUUCAAAUAUGGCGUUCUGCGCGUGCGGCUGAGCGUGUGCUUUGUGUGGUGGGUGUCAGCGGUGUUCGUGUUCUAUGGGCUAGCGGUGCGCGCGCACGCAUUGUUCGGCGAGCCACACGUCAACUACGCGCUGCUGGCGGCGGCCGAACUGCCUGCGCUGCUCGCCAACACGUUGCUGCUCGACCGCAUCGGCCGCCGGCCACUUCUCACAGCCGCGUUCCUGUUCACGGCUACAGCGCUUAUCGCUAUCCCCUGCCUUCCUCCGGCGCUGAGCGCCGGCGCGGCGGGCACGGCGCUGUACCUGGCGGGGAAGGUGGGCGCGACCAUGUCCCUGAACGCGCUCUACGUGUACAGCGCCGAACUGUUCCCGACGCGCGCGCGCCACCGCCUGCUCGCCGCCUGCUCCACGCUGGGCCGCCUCGGCGCCAUCCUCGCGCCGCUCACGCCGCUGCUGGCGUCGCUGCGGUGGUGGGUGCCGACGGCGCUGUUCGGCGCGCUGCCUCUGCUGAGCGCGGCGCUCACGCGGCUGGUGCCCGACACGCUGCACCAGCGGCUGCCCGACUCGUUCGCCGACCUCGACACGCGCUCUGACGAUACUGAGCUGCCGUGACGGCGUCAACGCACCCGCGCCGAUAGUGUAGCACGUUCUAGUGGUACACGUUGCGGACACGGUGCUACUACCUAUAUACCAAUUCUGUUGUAUUUUCACGUCGAACGAUGUACUCGACGACAGUACCCAAUCAUACUACGCAUAUUUAUAAAUACAAUGUAAUGAACGCCGUGAUGGCUAUUUGUUACAGUUGAAUGGUUGUGAACAUAACGAUGAAUAUUACCUAUACAAAGUUACAUAUUUUUGUAAAUUAGUUUAAUUGCUUAUUAAAAUUAUUUAGCAGUUAGGACCGCAAGUGCAUUACGGUACAUCUCUCUAUCCGAGCGUUUUAUUUCCUCGCGUCACGUGUCAGAUGG
Molecule: messenger RNA, 2412 nt
Organism: Hyposmocoma kahamanoa
Lineage: Eukaryota; Metazoa; Arthropoda; Insecta; Lepidoptera; Cosmopterigidae
Product: solute carrier family 22 member 7-like
Exons: 7
Coding region: 404-2056 (550 amino acids)
Biological process (GO): transmembrane transport
Cellular component (GO): membrane
Molecular function (GO): transmembrane transporter activity
Source: RefSeq, a predicted model, not a curated record